ACACUUCAUCUCCCAAAGCUUCUUCUUCUUCUUCUUCUCAUUCUCUAUCUUAAGUCUCUAACUUUUACAUACCAAAAUUCCAACCAUAGCCAAAUUACAAAACAAAACAAAAAGUUUCUUGUAGGUUUUUGGCAAUGAAUGGAUCAGCUGAAGCUUCUACACGGACUAGAUCAUUGCAGGUCAGUCCUGGUGAUUUAGAGGCUGCUCAUCUAGAUGAACUCACAAGGGAAAUAGAACAGAGGAGUCUCUAUUACUACCAAGAGAAAAACAAGUCCUUGAGAGCUCGUUAUGUCUACGGAACCAUCUUCUUGAUUAUAAACUUAUGCGCUUGGUUUAUCCGUGACUACGCACAAAAGGCUCUGGCCUUGCUUCCAUUAGUUGCGGACCUCAAGGAAGUUACUGUUUCCAUACACUUGGAGUACUCCGCGUUUUGUUUAUCCUUAGCAAUGAAGAUGUUUUUCCUUAUUAUGUUCCUCACAACAUGGAACACAAUGCAACUCCAUCAAGCUCAAAACAGUUGGCACUCGGAUUAUUGGAUCUUCAAGUUCGUCUUGCUGGUUUUAGUCAUGGUAGCUACUUUCUUUAUACCUCAGCUUUACAUCCAAAUUUACGGGGAAAUCGCGCGUGUUGGUGCAGGGAUAUUUCUUGGUCUUCAGCUUGUAAGUGUCAUCGAAUUCAUUACAUGGUGGAAUAACUAUUGGAUACCUCAUGACCAAAGAAAGCAAAGCUGCUCUUUUGGAUUGGUCAUGUCAACAGUAUUCUACAUUGGUUCUGUUUGCGGGAUUGCAGUGAUGUAUUACUUUUAUGUAACUUCUACUGCUUGUGUCCUCAAUAUGUUCUUCAUCUCAUGCACUGUUGUUAUUCUAACUGUUAUGAUGGUUAUGUCCUUGCAUUCAAAGGUGAAGAAUAGAGGACUUUUGUCUUCCGGGAUUAUGGCUUCCUACAUUGUCUUCCUAUGUUGGUCUGCUGUUAGAAGCGAACCUUCACAUACAAAAUGCAACGCGCAUACUCAAAACAGUCAUACUGAUUGGAUUACAAUACUGAGUUUCCUUAUAGCUAUAGGCGCCAUUGUGAUGGCAACAUUUUCAACUGGAAUCGACUCAGAAUCCUUCAAGUUCGAGUUCCGUAGAGAUGAAGGUAAAGAAGAAGAAGAUAUACCAUACAGCUAUGGAUUCUUUCACCUUGUGUUCUCCUUAGGAGCAAUGUACUUUGCUAUGUUGUUUAUCAGCUGGAACCUUUCAGAUUCAGCUCGGAAAUGGAGCAUUGAUGUUGGGUGGACAAGCACAUGGGUGAAGAUAGUGAACGAGUGGUUUGCCGCAGCCAUUUACUUGUGGAAGUUGAUUGCUCCUAUUGUGAGACAGCCAAGAGUUCAUGAACAACCUCAGCCAACAGCACAAGAAGUGGACAGAUAGAUAGAUGAAGUGGAAAUGAUCUGACAUUAUCGCUAGAAGUUUUGAAGUUAAUACAACAUCAUUGAGAGGUCAUUCUUUAUAAAGUCGUUCUUGUCAAGUUCAUUCAUUUUUUUACCUUAAUGUGAUUUCACUAUAAACAUAAUCCAAUGUAUAAACCUUUGAUGAAAGUCAGAUCAAAAGAAAAGAUUCUUGAGUUCUUAAACUA
Capsella rubella is the source of this 1617-nucleotide messenger RNA. Its product is annotated as probable serine incorporator. The coding region runs from base 135 to 1412 and encodes 425 amino acids. Lineage: Eukaryota; Viridiplantae; Streptophyta; Magnoliopsida; Brassicales; Brassicaceae. The transcript has 13 exons. Gene Ontology annotation, cellular component: membrane. The record is from RefSeq and is a predicted model, not a curated record.